Messenger RNA from Phragmites australis (common reed), 1030 nucleotides. Its product is annotated as ADP-ribosylation factor-like protein 8a. Gene Ontology annotation, biological process: protein transport. Gene Ontology annotation, molecular function: GTPase activity; GTP binding. The transcript has 5 exons. The coding region runs from base 227 to 781 and encodes 184 amino acids. The record is from RefSeq and is a predicted model, not a curated record. NCBI's taxonomy places the organism in Eukaryota, Viridiplantae, Streptophyta, Magnoliopsida, Poales, Poaceae.
GCCUCAUCGCUGCUGCUCGCGGCCGCGGCCUCCCCAUCCACGUCGCGUCGCCUCCGCCUCCAAAUAAAGUAGGCCACGGUGACAGGAGGCCACCACCGAAUCCUCCUCCGCUCUUAGAGCCGCAGCUCCCGUCCCCAUCCUGAUCCCCUCCGUCUCGCCGCCGCCGGAGCCCCCCAGACCGCGCAAGUCGGGACUCCUCGCUUAUUCGGGAGGGGGAGCCGGCGCCAUGGGGUUCUGGGAGGCCUUCCUCAACUGGCUCCGCAGCCUCUUCUUCAAGCAAGAGAUGGAGCUUUCCUUGAUAGGGCUCCAAAAUGCUGGGAAAACAUCACUUGUUAAUGUCAUUGCUACAGGAGGCUUUAGUGAAGAUAUGAUUCCGACUGUGGGAUUCAAUAUGAGAAAGGUAACCAAAGGAAAUGUCACAAUAAAAUUGUGGGAUCUUGGAGGCCAGCCAAGGUUCCGGAGCAUGUGGGAGAGAUACUGCCGUGCAGUUUCUGCAAUUGUGUAUGUUGUUGAUGCAGCAGAUCAUGAAAACAUGGCCAUUGCAAAAGGCGAGCUUCAUGACCUCUUGAGCAAGCCAUCUUUGACUGGGAUCCCUUUACUAGUAAUUGGGAAUAAAAUUGACAAACCUGAAGCUUUCCCGAAGCAAAGCUUCACAGAAGUGAUGGGCCUAAAGACAAUAACUGACCGAGAAGUGGCGUGCUUCAUGAUAUCAUGCAAGAACUCGACCAACAUCGAUUCGGUCAUCGACUGGCUAGUGAAGCACUCGAAAAAGAAGAAUUGAUCUAAAUUUGUAGCUUCUGAAGUGCACCAGUCUCUAUUUUUGCAUGUGGCGUAGCAUUUGGGCUGUAAAUUAUGCGAGAGGUAUUGAUCAAGGAGGUUGUGUUCAUAAUUUUGUUAACCUGGUUUGGCGAUAUGUUUGUAGACUGCGUCUGGUAUUGUGCACGCACAUGAUUGAUCUGUUACAACUUACAGGAGACUGCACCCUCGUUGCAUACUUGCUUGGUCAAUUUAAACUGUGCGAUUUGUUUCA